AUGUCGAUGACCCCUAGCACUCGUCUAGAGUACCUGGCCAAGCGACAAAAUCUCAUCCAGGAGGAUCGCGCGAGGAGAGUAGACCGAAAUGCCGUAUACAGGUCAUCUCCUGAUGAACUUCGUGCCGACGAGCUUAUCCGGCGUAUCCGCAAGGACGAGGGCGAAAGUAUCUGGGGCAAGCAGCAGCUACAUGGUUCAGAACAGCUCUUUCCAGGCAUGGAGUUCCUGACCUCUCGCGAAAAGAUAGUCGGCACCAAAGUAUAUGACAUUCUGAGCCAUAUGCCCAAAGGAGGGCUCCUACACCUCCACCUAGGUAUGGUCGUUCAAGUGGACAAAGUGCUCCGGAUGGGGCUCAAGUACCCUGCCAUGCACGUCCGCACCUCUGCUCUACUGACCGCCGAUAACCUCACGACGGUGCUCCCAAUCUUCCGGGCUCUCCCCCAGGACAAGUGGACGACGCACGCCAGCCUCACCGACCCACUCUACGUACCAGAUUCGUGGGUCCCUAUCCAGAGGGCGCGCAAGAACUUCAGCGAGGCAUUAGGCGGCCCCGAGGGCUUCGAUCGCUGGGUGACGGACUGGAUGGUUAUCAACCCAUCUGAGGCUUACGGCACUCACAACUCCCCGGACAAGAUUUGGUCCAAGUUCUACGCGACGUCUAUGGUUUCUCAGGGACUAAUCUUCUUUCUCCCGCUUUGGGAGGAGUAUGUCCGCGAGGUUUUCCUCUCCUCCUUGGAGGACGGCAUCUCUUACACGGAGCCGCGCUACAUGUUCGGUGAAAAAUUCAUGAUCGGCGCGGAUGGCAAGAAGAACGUCCCCCACCACGAGUGGCUCCGCGUCUAUGACCGCGUUAUCGCCUCCGUGAAGUCUACGCUCCGCGACCCCUCCGUGUUCCUCGGGUCCAAGCUCAUCUACUCGGUCGUGCGCAACCUGUCCCUCGAGGACAUGGAAUGGCACCUCGAUAACUGCCUCGCGCUCAAGCGCGAUUUCCCGCACCUCAUUGCGGGGUUCGACCUCGUCGGGCACGAGGACUCGCUGAAGCCGUUGAUUUAUUAUGCGGAGCCCUUCCUCAAGUUUUUGGAGAAGCAGAAGGAGCUGGGGGUGCAUGUCCCGUUCGUGUUCCAUGCAGGGGAGACCCUUGGAGAUGGGAGCGCGGCAGACAUGAAUUUGUAUGAUGCGAUUUUGUUAGGGACGAAGCGCAUAGGGCACGGCUUCUCGCUCAUCAAGCACCCGCGACUGAUGGAGCUGUGCAAGGAGCAGAAGAUCUGCGUCGAGGUCUGCCCUAUAUCCAAUGAGAUAUUGCGUUACUGCGGCUCCAUGCCGAUGCAUCCCCUGCCUGCACUCAUGAACCAAGGCGUCCACGUUGCCCUAUGCUCGGAUGACCCGGCCGUGUUUGGUAACAUGGGGCUUUCCUUCGACUUCUUCCAGAUAUUCGUCGCGAGCGAUAUCCAUGGCCUCGGGACGCUUCGAGAGCUUGUGUGGGAUAGUAUCCGGUACUCCGGCCUGGACGAAGACGAGAAGGGGCACGCCUUCGCUAUGCUGGAAGGGCAGUGGAACACCUUUGUGAAGUUUAUUCUCGACAAGUAUGGCAAAGACUCUGCGAGAGGGCAGCCUUGA
Dichomitus squalens LYAD-421 SS1 is the source of this 1617-nucleotide messenger RNA. RefSeq names its product Metallo-dependent hydrolase. Lineage: Eukaryota; Fungi; Basidiomycota; Agaricomycetes; Polyporales; Polyporaceae. The record is from RefSeq and is a predicted model, not a curated record. The coding region runs from base 1 to 1617 and encodes 538 amino acids. Gene Ontology annotation, biological process: inosine biosynthetic process; adenosine catabolic process. The transcript has 11 exons. Gene Ontology annotation, molecular function: adenosine deaminase activity.